Molecule: messenger RNA, 3941 nt
Organism: Phyllostomus hastatus (greater spear-nosed bat)
Lineage: Eukaryota; Metazoa; Chordata; Mammalia; Chiroptera; Phyllostomidae
Gene: DPY19L3
Product: dpy-19 like C-mannosyltransferase 3
Exons: 19
Coding region: 402-2552 (716 amino acids)
Cellular component (GO): nuclear inner membrane
Molecular function (GO): mannosyltransferase activity
Source: RefSeq, a predicted model, not a curated record
GCGGUGCGCGAGGCUCCACGGGUCCGGGUUGUCCUCGGGCCUCGGCCCUCAGCGCCCCGCCCACCGGUCCUGCCGCGCCCGGAGCGGCGCUUGGACCGCGGAGCACAGGUGUGUGCUCUGGCGACCCGGCCGUGCUGCUCGGUAGUGAUGCGGCGCUGCUCCGUCCCCUUGCGCGCUGCGCGCCGGGACUUCUCGGGGACGGGAGGCCAGUGUCGCGGUCGGCGCGGCUGUCACAGCGCCGGCCCCGCGUGGAUCUAGUGUGUGUCCGCUGUCGUGGCGCUCCGAGUGUGGCCGCUGUGGGGCUUCGACAACCUGUGCGCCUGCAGUAAGGGGACCCGCGGCUCCGAGCCUGCGCUUCCGGGGAGCCGUGGGGAGAACCCUGCGCCAGAGCCUUCAACACCAUGAUGUCCAUCAGGCAGAGAAAAGGAGCCAAAGCCUCGGAAGGGUCUGAGGAUGGCGCCGCCCAGCAGGAGAGUGUGACGCUGGAACGUGAGGUGCCCUCCGGAGGUUGUACCGGGAGAAGACUGUGGCAGGUUCUGUCACUCACAGCCGGUGGAGCUGUAGCCCUCUGUGCUGGAGUGCUGACCUCCGUCUACCUGGCCACUCUACACGAAAACGACCUGUGGUUUUCCAACAUUAAGGAGGUGGAGCGGGAGAUCUCCUUCCGGACCGAGUGUGGGCUGUACUACUCCUACUACAAGCAGAUGUUGCAGGCGCCCAGCCUCCUGCAAGGUUUUCACGGCCUGAUGUACGACAACAAAACCGAAUCCAUGAGGACAAUCAACCUCCUGCAGCGAAUGAACAUUUACCAGGAGGUUCUCCUCAGCGCUCUGUACCGCGCCCUGCCCGUGCAGAAAUACCUGGAGCCGGUCUAUUUUUACAUCUACACCUUGUUCGGGCUCCAGGCGGUCUACGUCGCAGCCCUCUACGUGACCAGCUGGCUCCUCAGCGGCACGUGGCUGGCGGGGCUGCUGGCCGCGUGCUGGUACGUCACCAACAGAGUCGACACGACCCGGGUGGAGUUCACCGUCCCGCUGCGGGAGAACUGGGCGCUGCCCUUCCUCGCCGUCCAGGUGGCGGCUCUCACCUACUUCCUGAGGCCCAACCUGCGGCCCGUAUCUGAGAGGCUGGCCCUUCUCGCCAUUUUCGUGUCGACCUUCGUCUUCAGCCUGACGUGGCAGUUCAAUCAGUUCACGAUGCUGCUGCAGGCCCUGGGGCUCUUCGCCCUGGACUCCCUGGACAUGCUGCCGGCCCUGAAGGCGACGUGGCUGUACACGAUUCAGGUCGCAGCUUUGCUCCUGGUCUGCGCCCUUCAGUUUUUCAACUCCAUGAUUCUUGGGUCGCUGCUUAUCAGUUUCAACCUCUCAGUAUUGAUUGUAAGAAGACUUCAGAAAGAUCUGAAGACUGGAAACCUCCUUAGCAGGCUCAGGAAGCUGUCGCUACACUUACUCGUGGUCUUGUGUUUGACGAUUUUCCUCAACAACGUCACCAAGAAAACCCUCAACCUGAAGUCAGACGAGCACGUGUUUAAGUUUCUGAAGGCAAAGUUUGGCUUCGGAGCGACAAGAGACUUCGACGCGAAUCUGUACCUCUGCGAAGAGGCCUUUGGCCUCCUGCCCUUGAACACCUUCGGGAGGCUCUCGGACACCCUGCUCUUCCACGCCCACCUGUUCGUCCUGGGCGUCACCGCGGUGGCCGCGCUAGCCGUCGCCUUCCGCAACCUCAGCGGCACCCCCGGCCGGCCGCCCCAGGAGGCCGGAGCCUGCCCCGUCAGCCUGCGGCCGGAGACCGCCUACAACCUGAUGCACACCAUCCUGUUUGGGUUCCUGGCCCUGAGCACGAUGAGGAUGAAGUACCUGUGGACGCCGCACCUGUGCAUGUUCGCAGCCUCUGGCCUGUGCAGCGCGGAAGUGUGGGGGCCGCUCCUGAGGGUUGCCCGCCUGUACACCCCAGCGAGGAUGUGCGUGCUGCGGUAUUCUGUUCCGAUACUGAUCCUGCUCUCGCUGUGCUACAAGUUCUGGCCAGGAAUGAUGGAUGAGCUGUCGGAGUUGAGGGAAUUCUAUGACCCAGACACAGUGGAGCUGAUGGACUGGAUUAAGGCUAACACCCCAGGGACGGCGGUGUUCGCCGGGAGCAUGCAGCUGCUGGCCGGGGUCAAGCUGUGCACGGGCCGGACCCUCACCAACCACCCCCACUACGAGGACAGUGGCCUGCGGGCCCGGACCAAGGCCGUCUACCAGAUCUAUGCGAAGAGGCCCCCGGAGGAGGUGCACGCCCUGCUGCGGGCCCUGGGCGCCGACUACGUCAUCCUGGAGGACAGCGUCUGCUACGAGCGGCGGCACCGGCGGGGCUGCCGGCUGCGGGACCUGCUGGACGUGGCCAACGGGCACGUGAUGGACGGCCCGGGGGAGAACGAGCCGGACCUGAGGCAGGCCGGCCACCCCCGCUUCUGCGAGGAGGUCCGGAGGGACCUGCCUGCAUACACGCGGCUCUUCACGCGGGUGUUCCAGAACAAGACGUUCCACGUGUACAGGCUGGCCCGAGACCCGUGACCCCUUCCUCUUCCGUGCCGGCGGUGGAACUCCCUCGCAGCGAACCUCCGCGGACGGCGUUUCGUGGGUGACGAGGCGGCCCGGACCCUCGCGCUGUGACGCCAGAGGGCCCACAGAUGUUUACACGGCCCUUCCCGUCUGUGGAGCGCCCCGCACCAGCUCAGGGCCAUCCCGCUCGCCUGUGUCUCCCUCCCACGCUCUCCAGCUGCGUGUGGUCGGCGCCCGCAGAGCGGCCGAGGGCUCUGUGGUCGGGACAGUGCCUGCCCCACAGGCGGCCGGCGCGGCCCGUUCCCUGUGGGAGCCGUGGCCCGUGCCGGGUUGGAAGCCUGCGGGUUUCCAGUGGGCUGGAGCCAGCGACGGUCACGACGCACCGCGGGGUCCGUGCCCCGGUCACCGACUGUUACCCCCUCGUGAGGCCCAGCUGGUGGCUCUGUGAGAGCCCGUCAUCGACCGCCCUGCUCCACCUAGAAGUUUUAUAAUGGUUUCCAACUAUCGCGCUUUUAACAUUUCAAAACAAAUCACGUUAGGUCUUUGUAACUGAAUCUCUCCUUUGUGCUCCGUCUGGGAUGUGAUGUGUCACAUGCCGUGUGCUUUGCCUGUGCGGACACGGGCGGCUCCCAGGCCCACACGGCAGACUCCAAAGGGCAGCAGUGCGUGUGGUCGCGUGUGGUCGCGUGUGCCGUCACCGUCCCGCGUGGCUGUUCUCAACCCUGCAUUCCAUGUCACCGGUCCCGCCAGAAAGAGCACUUUUCUUCAUUUCUUACUCGUUUAAAUUGACUGGGUUUGCAAAAUUUUGUAAACAUUUUGUUUUUAGCCUUUGUAUUUUUUACAGCCUAGAACCUUGCAGAAUCUGAAUAUUUUUAGGAUAUUGUACCUUGACGAAUGCAUCGACGCAGUAUUUUUGGGAGAGCACGUCUCCCACCGAGCCUGGCUGCGGUCUCACUGUGAGGGCCCGGGGGUGAGGCUCCGCCCCCGGAAACCCAGAGCCUCGGAGUCCUGCUGACCCGCAGACGCCAGGCGCUCUGCGCGCCUGCCCCCAAGGUCUGCUGACUGUUUUUAUGAGUAAUUUCUCACAACGACGGGACGUGUGAGAGAGGUCGGGAAAAGUGUCUUGUGCAUUUCAGGAGGUCAGGAUGGCUGAAGAUACUGGCCCUGGCCCCCCUACCCGGGGCCGGGCUGCCCGUGGUCCCCGCGGCUGCGGAGAAGCCAGCCGGCACCGGCGUCGACGUGCGGGCGGCUGCAGCCCGGUGGCCCUGUGCUCGGUUCUGACCCGCCAAGCGGCACCUGAAGCAGGCUGGACAGUGUGUGGACUCAAGGGCACUUGGCUCUUAUCAAAACCUAUUAAACUGAAAACUGGCAGUAGCUGGGUGUAUUAAAUUAUGCAACGAA